UGGAUAUCUAGGCCCUAAAUUUGUAAUGAUAAUUUAUUUGAAUUUCAAGUUUGCACUAAUAGACUAGCAAAGGUGAAAUAAAAUAUUAUGCAAUCAAUUUAAUUUAAUCGUAAAACAUAUCCUUCGUUGUGUAAGAGCACACAUGCUGAGUUAAGGAAACUCAAUUUCCCGACCGAAAGGAUAAUACUCCAGUUCGACGUGAACUAUGACAUUAAUUGCUUAAUGGUCAGCACGUUCAUUUACAUCUCCCUUGAAAGAUUAUCUGAUUGAGUCGGAUAAAGACGAUUAAAUAUAGUUCUUAAUUAGUGUAAAUGCACAUUUGUUUGUUCCAAGAUAAUUUAAGCAUAAAAAUUUUUUCUAAUCAAUGUACUCCGUUAAAAGAAACGUAAACUGUGAUGGUUGCAAUUGCUUCUAAGAACUCAUUAUGAGAUGUGAACGAGGAAGGCAUUUUUAUUUUUAUUGUGGUAAAGUGGAAGAUUUUACUCAUAGCAACUGCAGCCUUGGUAAGAAUUGAAAAUUCAAAGAAAUCAUACGCCAUUGUGUUUGUAAGUACAUUGUGCUUUGUCCGACAUAUGCAAAUGUGCAAAUGUUUUAGAUGUCUUUUCGGCCUCAAGCGUGGAAUCACUGUUGCUAUGAAAGUAGUCGAUUGUGCCACCUGCGAGCAACGUUUACUCUUAAAAGGAAUUCCAUUCCAGACAAGCCGCAUAUCUCGAACUCGCUGCUUUCGUUCAAACCGGCUGUUUUUUUCAUCGAGGUGUGAAAGCGACGUAGCGAAAGUUGAAAUUUGGUCCAAACCUUCACCUAGCAAUCAACUUCCGCCCGUUAAAGGAUGACGUCGAGACGCUGUCACACUUAAAGUACAAUUCUACCUAAAUUUCACACCGAGUGAGCAUUGACUUCUCGCAUGCUUUCUCGUGUACCAUGCCGAAACACAACGAAGAAAAUGCCACCUAUUUGCAAAAGUUCACCGUUGCGGUGUUUGGAGACUCUGGAGUCGGUAAAACAUCUGUUAUCAGUCGACUUGUCGGAACAGCGUUCAAUGUCGAACAUCUACCCACUGUUGAAGAUUUCCACGUCAAGCAUUUAGCUUACAAGAACAAAACUUGUGAACUUCAGAUCAUAGAUACCUCAGGAACGUAUGAAUUCCCGGCCAUGAGACGUGUGGAUAUGGAAAAGGCGGACUCCGUUGUUUUAGUGUAUUCUAUGGACAGACCAGAAUCGUUUACAAAGAUCGAACGCUACAUGGACGAAAUCCAUGAGGCUAACAACGCCGCGCAAAGUGACAAACCCGUCGUAGUGAUUUCAAACAAAUCGGACCUCUCCCACUUGUCGCAGCCACAGUUUGUGGACCAACGAGGUUUAAAUAUUAGCGUAGGGAUGUAUUUAGCAGGAAAAUAUGGUUGCCAUUGGUUCGAUUGUUCAGCCAAGCUGAACGAAAACGUAGAGGACAUAUUCCACAAGAUUUUGGAAUACUUGUUUAACAACGGGAAUAAUAAGAACAAGAAUGGUCGUGCACGACCUCCUAUUAGAAAAAUCAGUUCACUUAUUCAGCAAAAAAUCAAAAUAUCUCGAUGAUACAAUUAUUAGUUCAAUUAUUAGUUCUCCACAAAAUUAAGCAUCAAUGCUUCCCUAUUUUCUUUGAACUCAUAGCGGUCUAUUUAGAAAUGUACAAAAUUGUUUCAACGCGACGUAUGUUAAUCUGUUGUUCGGUACAAGAAGUUGUACUCGGCUUUUAAAAAGAUUUGGAUGGUUUUAAAAUAAUAGAAUUUAUUCUGUUUGUUUUUCACAGCAUAGCUAGUAUUAUUUGCAGAGGUUUCAAACUGAGAUAUUUAAUCAGUGACUCGCACUGAGAACGUGAUUAAACGCCCCAAAAUGUAUUUUUUAUCUGUUGGAAAGAAGCAGGUGCUCACAGUUUACUUCUAUAAAAUUUAUGUACGGCACGUAUAGAAAUCCUAGAAAAUGUUUAUAAUUAACAUUUAAAUAACUCAAGAUCAAUUGAUCUUGAGUUAUUUAAAUAUUAUAAAUACAACAGAAGCUGAAUAUUAAAUGCCAGUGUAAAUAACAGUCACUCGUUUUCCCGUUGCAUCCGAAUAAGCCGGAGUUCAAAAAAGGAAAAUGUUUCUUAUCUAAAUUAAUGUCUCCUUCAAUUUCGAUUCGUGACACUUGAAGAUGAAUUAAAUGUUUUGACUCUCGACCAAGAC
Molecule: messenger RNA, 2201 nt
Organism: Stylophora pistillata
Lineage: Eukaryota; Metazoa; Cnidaria; Anthozoa; Scleractinia; Pocilloporidae
Product: ras-related protein Rap1
Molecular function (GO): GTPase activity; GTP binding
Source: RefSeq, a predicted model, not a curated record